Messenger RNA from Puma concolor (puma), 984 nucleotides. RefSeq names its product coiled-coil domain containing 54 (gene CCDC54). The record is from RefSeq and is a predicted model, not a curated record. NCBI's taxonomy places the organism in Eukaryota, Metazoa, Chordata, Mammalia, Carnivora, Felidae.
AUGUACAAACUUUAAACCAAAAGGGUAAAAGCUGCUGCUGGGCAGAUGUGGACUUCAAAUCUCUCCAAGAUCCGACAAGCUUUAAAAAAUGUUUACCAUAAAUGUAAGAACAACCCAGAUUCAACUAGACAUCCAACUAUGACUUCCUAUGAUUGUGAUCAAGAUGACAUGAGUACUGAUGAAGAAAUGAAUCUUACAGUAAUGCUCCAAGAUAUUAAAACUGCCCAAAUUGAACUCCUCAGUCAAAUGACUGACAUUCUCAGUGUGGUAUCCAAAAUGCAGGAAAAUACUGACUUUUAUCAGAAGCAGAUGGAGAUACUGGAAACCAGAAUGAAUGUUAAUGAAGACAAACAAUGUACAGUAACUAAAGAUAUCUUCUCUACGAAGAAACACAUUGAUGCUUUAAAGAAGAAGGUAACAGAACUGGAAAGCCAGAAUUGUUGCUCCAGCAUACAUUGUUUAGAAGUUCUGGAAGGAGAACUUCUGGGUAAAGAGAUCGUAGAACAACUUCACAACUCACAACCAGAAACUUUGAAGAACACAUUGGCUUCUACACACGAUAGAAUCUCUUCAGCAGAACCAGAAAAAGUGCCCAGUUGUCCUGAGCCCACUGAUCAUUUUGAGAAGAAAACAAUUUCCCAAAAAACUAAAACUCCGAAAAAAAGUAACGACCAAAAUGCAUUAAGAAGCCUUAGAAAACCAAAGUCAAAUAUUUAUAUUUAUCCAAACUUUAGUACAUGGAUCAAGCUAACUUUUGCCCAUGAAGGAAAGUGGAGAUUUUUCCUCAAAGCUACCAAGUUACAGGAAUUCAUCCAGGGGCUUCUUUCUAAGCCAACCAUCCCUCCUGAGGAACCACAACUCAUAAUCCAGAGAUAUUGUCCCUUCACUGGGCCUAUUGCGAGUUUGACGGCAUUCUGUCUCUCUGUUUUCAACUACGUUUAUUGUCUUUUUGGUUUCUCAAAAGAGGAAGUAACUCGACUAUAG